AUGUGUCUGUGCUGUAUCUGCUGUACUGUAUCAGAUUUGAUACUUUAUAUUGUUGCCAUAAUAUUCCCACCGAUUGCCGUGGGAUUGAGAUCGGGUUUAUGUUCCAGUGACUUACUAUUAAACGUGUUGCUAACUAUGUUUGGGUUCCUCCCUGGAAUGAUUCAUGCUUUUUAUUAUAUUACCGUCACGUCACCGCUAAGGACGGAUACCGAAACACGUUAUUAUUAUGAGCAAGGGUGGAAUGACGGACAAAGAUAUGGAAGCCCAUCUGCGGUAACGACCGUUUCUCAUCAACCCACUGGUGUAGAAGAUCCUCUAUUGCCAAGAACUCAGAUUCCUCUAAGAUAUGAACCAAAUAACUACGCUCAGGAUGUGCCAAAGGGUUCUCCCCCACCAUACACAGAAAGUGUAUGA
Molecule: messenger RNA, 414 nt
Organism: Kluyveromyces lactis
Lineage: Eukaryota; Fungi; Ascomycota; Saccharomycetes; Saccharomycetales; Saccharomycetaceae
Gene: SNA4
Product: Sna4p
Exons: 1
Coding region: 1-414 (137 amino acids)
Cellular component (GO): membrane
Source: RefSeq, a predicted model, not a curated record